This is a messenger RNA of Ostrea edulis (European flat oyster), 3330 nucleotides long. RefSeq lists its product as uncharacterized. The transcript has 2 exons. Bases 572 to 1477 code for a protein of 301 amino acids. The record is from RefSeq and is a predicted model, not a curated record. Lineage: Eukaryota; Metazoa; Mollusca; Bivalvia; Ostreida; Ostreidae.
UCUAUUGGUUGUAAUGCUGGUCACCUUGUCAGGUGACAUUUAAAUAUUCAUAGCACGGGUUUUAACUGACCGCUGUUAGCGCGGAAAGAUUUAUAGCCAUUCGAAGGCUCUUUUAAGUGCAGAUAACACGUCUUUUGAUUCGGGUGAGGAGCUGACUUUAGAUACUGAUAGAUUGACAAAAGAAAACACAGGAGGGAAUUCUACACUGGAAGUCUCAGAUAUUGUCAAAUUAUUUACGGGAGUUAUACAGUCCCAAUUUAAAACUUUCUCGGGACAAUUAAAAGCCGAGCAGUCAGAGUCGAUUUCAAAGAAGCUUAAAGAAAAUUCUCUGCACAAGAUCAAGUCCGAAGGUAACCGAAUUCAAUUUGAGUUUAAUGCUGAGUUACUAGAGGGCUUAGAGAAAUUAGAGUCGAGAGCUUUGAUUUGAAAGAUUCGGAGUCAUUGAGCAUUAUUUCCGACCUAAGUAAAAAACUGAAAACUCGUCAGAAGCAUAUACGCAUAGCAGACUCGUCUCCUGCAGGGUGGAAAACCGUCAACGAAUAUCAGUGUAACGAAAUCGCAGACAACUCUGAUGAUGAAAAGAAGAUCCGCAGUGCAGAAAACAGGGCCCUCAGACACCAAAAGCAGAACAAGAGAUUUCAGCCUUAUGGGACGCAAAAAACACCAGCAGCAGCGGGAUCUCCAGCUCAAUUGGUUUUUCCUGGGGCUUCUAAUACUUUUCAACCCUUUCCUGCGUUUCAUCAGCAGCAACAACAGCCAUUUCUCUACGGCCAGGGCAGAAACAAGCAGACAAGGAGAUAGCCUAUGCCGUACGCCGUUUGUUUCAACUGUUUCGCAACAGGGCACUGGAAGUCCAACUGCCCAAAGGAAAAGGCCACUCAAAGUCAAUGAUAAGUAUACAGGUUGUUUGACUUGUGUUGUUGAAAAGAGUAAAACGGAAUGCGGUAUAAAACAUAGUCUAAAAAGGCAUUACAGUAAAUGGGAGGAAAUAGGGGCUUUUCAAUAUAUUUUGAAAAUAGUACAUUCUGGUUAUGAAAUUCCUUUUGUCUCCAUACCACCGUCUAUGAAUUUUAGAAAUAAUAAAUCUGCACAAAUUAACGCUGAUUUUGUCACAUCAGAAAUAUCUCAGCUAAUUAAGGCGGGUUGUGUCGUAGAAGUUACAAACAAACCAUAUAUUGUAAGUCCUCUCAGCGUAGCAGAAAACAGGUCGAAAAAGAGAUUGAUACUAGAUUUGAGUAGACUGAAUAAUUAUGUGAGAUAUGAAAAAAUAAAGUUUGAAGAUUGGAAAACAGCCAUCGAUUAUUUUGAAAAAGAUUGUUAUUGCUUAAAAUUUGAUCUUAAAUCCGGUUACCAUCAUAUAGAUAUAUCUGAUAGUUUCCAAACAUAUCUCGGUUCUCAUGGAAUGACAAGUUUUAUUGUUAUACCGUGCUUCCGUUUGGUUUGUCAUCCGCUCCAUUUAUUUUUACGAAAUGUCUAAGAUCUAUUGUUAAAUUCUGGAGAAAAAGGGGAAUAAAAAUAGUUCUUUACCUAGAUGACGGUUUCGUAUUCGCAUCAUCUAAACAUGAAUGUUUGUCAGUUUCUGAAUUCAUCAAAAGUAGUUUAUCAGAAUUUGGGCUACUUAUCAAUAUUGAAAAAUCACUAUUUUAUCCAACUCAGAAUUUAGAAUGGUUAGGAAUUUUGUGGGAUUCAAAGUCUUUUUCUAUUUCAGUGCCCAAAAGACGUCUUGACGACACAGUUGCUUCUUUACAGCAAUUGGUGAAGUGUUUUCCUAAAGUGACGGCGAGACAAUUGGCGAGAGUUGUGGGAAAAAAUAAUGUCAAUGUCACCAGUUAUGGAUAUAUUUAAAACGGGAAGGUGGUCCGAUAGUGUAAGGAUUGAAGAUCAGCGAUUACAACAGCUACGGGACCUUUUACCAACUUUAUGUCUUAAAUCAAGAGCAGGCAAUACAUCGAGUCAAUACAGGUACGCAUUCAAUGCUUUCUGUCGAUGGUGCGGCACUUUUCUGCCGUCUAUUUCUGCACUACCCGCAGCGGAUGAACAUGUGGCUCUAUAUUUAAUUUCUAUCGCCAAAGAUUACAAAUCAUCAAACAAAAUUCAACUAGCUACACAUUCUAUAAGUUGGGCCCAUCAGUUAGCAGGACUAAAAGAUCCAUGUGAAUCUGCGUCAGUGAAGUUAACAAAGGAGGGUGCAUAAGAGAGACUUCCAAGCCUGUUGUGAAGAAAGAACCAAUUACACCAGAUCAUUUGAAAUUAUUGGCUAGGAGAUACAAAUCGAACAAUUUGUAUAAAAUGCGCACUUUAUGUAUGUGUUUGUUAGGUUUUGCAGGGUUCCUAAGAUUUUCUGAGCUGGCAAAUAUUAAACUUAGUGAUUUGUCAUUUGAUAAUGUUUGCAUGAGAAUAAACAUUGUCAAAAGUAAGACGGAUGUUUAUAAAGAAGGGCAUGAGUUGUGUAUUGCUAGAACUCAUGGUGAUACUUGUCCUGUUCAUACUUUAGAAGAAUACAUUAAAUUGUUGGAUGUUGAAGUUAGUUCCUCAGAAUAUUUAUUCAGAUCUUUUGACAUUCUGUAAAAAUACUAAUACAUAUAAGAUUAGGAGAGAUAAUCGCCCUCUGUCUUAUACGAGGGCACGAGAAAUCGUUUUGGAUGCUUUUGGAGAAAUAGGGUUAGAUAAGAGCAAGUUUGGUUUUCAUAGCCUGCGGUCGGGCGGGGCAACAUCAGCUGCAGCAGCUGGUAUUAGUGACAGAUUGUUUAAAAAGCAUGGGCGGUGGCGGUCAGAAAAAGCUAAGGAUGGCUAUGUGAGAGAAAACAUUAAUGAUAAACUAUCAGUUACCAAAAAUUUAGGUAUUUAAAAUUUCAUAUUCAAAUUAUUUUCUAUAUCGCUCUUCUUUGUCUUUCGAAAUAAUUAAACUGCACUAUCAGAGCACUUCACAUCCUAUUAUACGUGUUUGUGUUUAUUUUAUAAAUUAUUUAUGUUCGUUUGAGUGGAACGAAUAAGAACAUAAAUGUAUUUAUUAAAGGUGGAAUAACACGUGUUCGUGUUUAUUUAUACGUGUGAUCUAUUGGUUGUAAUGCUGGUCACCUUGUCAGGUGACAUUUAAAUAUUCAUAGCACGGGUUUUAACUGACCGCUGUUAGCGCGGAAAGAUUUAUAGCCAUUCGAAGGCUCUUUUAAGUGCAGAUAACUGAAUACCCACCCACCCGCACUUGCUUUACAUGUUUUUUAGAUUGUUACUUAGUUUGUUUUGUUUUGUAGAUAGGAAGAUAAAGAAGAUAUGAAUAUUGUAUAUAGUUGAAAUAAUUAAACUGCACUAUCAGAGCGCUUCACAUCCUAU